AUGCUCGAAGAGCUCACGCUUCCAUCAUUCACAUGGCGAAAACCGAAAAAUGACGCGACCAGCGUGGUCCGCACUUCAGUAGAAGUCCAAACAUCGGCGAUAGAAAAGAAAGACGCGCAAACCGAAGCCAAUAAUCAAAUUGAAGUCGGCGUUCAAACCGACGAAAUCGGCAAAGGAGAAGGCGAUGCGAGAAGUGUGAAAAUCAGUCAAGAGGUAGUCGAUCUCCUAUUUGAUUUCGUUCACGACGAUUCCCGCGUCAACUACAAUCGCCUUCUGGAAUUCCAUCGAUUCGAGAAAAUCGAUUUGGAAGUCGUUCAUCGAUAUCAUAUCGAGACGCGCAAAGAGAAUGUGCUGAAAAUGCUGUCGAGCUCAUCAAGGAAGACGGUGAUACUGAUCGGAAGCGAGUCGCACGACACAUUCUGCUCGCAUCAGGCGAGAGCCAUCAUUUGCUCAUCGACAAUGAUCUUCUCGAUUCCAUUGGCGACGUGCGCCUUGUCGGCCGCCUUCGUCAACUCCUAUCAAAUCGCCGUCGCCGAAUUGUCGGGAUUCGUGAAAUUGUGCACAAACGGCGAGAUAUUGUACGAGCAGCAGCUUCAUAAUUCGGCCAUCACAUGCGUCGAGAUGACGAAACACGGGAUGUUGUCGGCGGCGGACAACGGCGAAAUCGCUCUGUGGGGCGUCGGCAAGACGGCGUUCGAGCGCCUCAAUCAGACGCGAAUCGUCGUCGCCGAUUUGCCGAGAAAAAUUCGAAAAUCGUCGACGUCGACGAAACCCGUCGCGAUUGUCAGCAUUCAAGCACAUCGGAAUGAGUGCUGUGUGGCGACGGAAACGGGCGGCCUCUAUGUGAUGGGCGUUCCGUCGCUUCAAACCAAAAUCGUCAAUCAUUCGCCGGAAUCGAUUCGCCAGAUUCUCUAUUAUUCGCCGCUGAUUGCCGUUGUCUAUCAUUCGAAUAAUGUUCGAAUUUUGACUGUCGAGCGCAUCAUCGAUGAUCUCAAUAUGAAUGCGACACACGCGAUUCGAUGCGGUUCGUACUUCAUCUUCUCCAACUCUCGCCGCCUAUUAUUGUGGUCGAUCGAAACGCGCAAAACCGCUCUCGACAUUCCGCUCGAGACCGUCGCGAUCAGCUCGAUCGGCUCCGACGUGCUCCAGCUGCUCGACGCCAACUCAAAUCUCGUCUCAUAUUUCAUUAAUGACAAGUUAUAA
Caenorhabditis bovis is the source of this 1203-nucleotide messenger RNA. NCBI's taxonomy places the organism in Eukaryota, Metazoa, Nematoda, Chromadorea, Rhabditida, Rhabditidae. The record is from the annotation of a GenBank genome assembly.